CGUGAACCACAUUGUUUUGAAUUGACUGUGGUGCCGCCGCCUGGAGCCUUUGCCAUCCUGUUGCCUCCCUUCACAUUACGGAUAUUGCAGUACUCCUCAGCAUAGAUGGGGAAGUUGACUGGGAGGCUCUGGGUCUCGUUCACCCUCUUCUUAAUUACAUUUAUUGCGUAUUCAUCCCAAAUAUUCGUGUUUUGGCCUUGGUUUGGCCGAGAAGUCACUGUGGCUCUGCUCGUUUCUCUUGGGCCGUUCAAUCUCCUCGUUGGUCUCCUACUAUGGAAUUAUUACGCAAUUGUCAACACCGACCCUGGAGGCGUACCCUCUGGAUGGAAACCCGACCGGCGGUGGGAUGCUGUGUAUGAGGUAAAGAAGAUGGGGGGGCCCAGAUAUUGUCAAACAUGCAAAGAAUACAAGCCCCCUAGGGCCCACCACUGUAAAAAAUGCAAUCGCUGCGUUCUCCGCAUGGAUCAUCAUUGCCCAUGGGUCAACAAUUGUGUCGGUCACUACAAUUACGCACACUUUAUUCGGUUUUUAUUCCUAGUUGAUAUAUGCUGCACCUAUCAUAUUAUCCUGAUGACUAAACGAGCGUGGGCAGCUUUUACGGUGACUAGUUACAUGGACGACCCUAGCCUGGUAGAACUGGUAUUCAUAAUUCUUAAUCUUGUAUUUUGUGGACCCGUGCUAUUGUGCGUCGGGAUUUUCAGCCUAUACCACUUUUAUUGCGUGGCUACUAAUACAACAACUAUUGAAGGUUGGGAGAAGGAUAAAGUGGCAACUAUGGUGAAAAAAGGGAGGAUCAAGGAGAUCAAGUUCCCAUAUCAUCUAGGCACCUUUCGAAACAUUCGCUACAUCAUGGGCACCAACCCAUUGGGUUUAUUUUCUCCACAGAAGCACGUCAACGGAGAUGGUCUAAGCUUCCCAGUCACCGAUGGAGCCGGUAAGUGGUUUGAAUUUCGCAAUGAGCUCCCCGAGAAAGAUAUCUGGCCACCAAAGGAUCCCUAUCGUUCACUCAAUCCACACAAACCCGCGAAAGCAUUGCAAAGGAAGUUCACAUUGCCAGAAUUCCCAUGGACAUAUGGUGGCAAUAAUUUCAAUCCAGAUCUUCGUCCAUCAAACUCUGAACUACGUCGUCGCACACAAGCAGGACUUGCUGACGACGAUUCAACGCUCACUGCUCAGCCUGGUGCUUACAGUGUGCCACCUUACCAUGCGUCGUUCAGCGCCGGCACUGACAUCACAAUGCAAUCGGGGCCCCUCUUGUCAUCGUCUUCAGAUUUGAUUUCAUCGGAAAAUGAUAGUGAUACCCAUACCACCCAUGCCAACAUUGAACCGGGACGUCGCGUGCGCGUGCGCCGAGGGUCCGAAGGAUGGGAGGUGCGACCUCGUUCUCCAGAAAGUUCGCCGGCUUGGGAUGCGGAUACUUGGCGGCCAAUCGGCGACAAAUAUAAUCGUUACAUUCCAGAGGAGUCCUCCGACGAUGAGUCCAAUAUUGAUGAGGAAAUGGACCAUGGUGUCAAUAGUGGUGACAUGUGA
Molecule: messenger RNA, 1530 nt
Organism: Cantharellus anzutake
Lineage: Eukaryota; Fungi; Basidiomycota; Agaricomycetes; Cantharellales; Hydnaceae
Product: DHHC palmitoyltransferase-domain-containing protein
Exons: 13
Coding region: 106-1530 (474 amino acids)
Cellular component (GO): endoplasmic reticulum membrane
Molecular function (GO): protein-cysteine S-palmitoyltransferase activity
Source: RefSeq, a predicted model, not a curated record